Molecule: messenger RNA, 5680 nt
Organism: Acipenser ruthenus (sterlet)
Lineage: Eukaryota; Metazoa; Chordata; Actinopteri; Acipenseriformes; Acipenseridae
Product: cyclic nucleotide-gated olfactory channel-like
Exons: 6
Coding region: 2523-4550 (675 amino acids)
Biological process (GO): monoatomic cation transmembrane transport
Cellular component (GO): plasma membrane; intracellular cyclic nucleotide activated cation channel complex
Molecular function (GO): intracellularly cGMP-activated cation channel activity; protein-containing complex binding; cGMP binding
Source: RefSeq, a predicted model, not a curated record
UACCACGCUUUCAGUAUAAUGUACUACAUUUUGCAAUACUUUUAUCAUAGUAUACCACAGGAAGGAAAUGUAAGGACUGGGCAAUUGGUGUGAAGUUUAAGGGGGUGCUGCUGUGGUCAAGGGACAGUUUGAGGUGAAGUCAGGAUUUCUUACUAAACCACAGGGGUCAUGAAGUGACUGAAGGACUAAAACCGAUGAUCUGUGUUUAUAGAGCAUGUGGAGGCGUCAACAGACUGGAUCUUAAUAUAGAAGCCCAGUUUCCAGGCUUUCCAAUUCUGGUUUUCAGGAUAAUACUCUGGGAUUAUCCUAAUGGUAUUUUUCAUACUGGUCUGAAUCCAGUACUUGAGUGUUGUGCCUCAUAAGGGACGGUUCCUCUGAAAGCUCAGGUAGGUGUCCAGGGAUUUCAGUAUGCCAUCCAGGGACACUAAGAAUCAGAUGCAAUGUGUGGCACAGCAUUGCACAACCACUGGGUCCACAGCCAUGAAGAAACACAACCUCUCAAAACAUCGAAGCACACUUUUGCUGCCUGGAUCAGACAAUAUUUCUGCAAAGCCACACAACAGGGAGAGAUUUACUAAACUUGUGCUCCAGGGCAAAGUUUGCUCCUUUUUUUCUGUGUGGAAUCGACAACAAAUAUUUGGAACUAAUAAAAAGCACACUCAGAUAUAGGCAGCUCUAAAUUAAACUGUGAGCUGUUUAUUUCUGGUUUUGAAGCAUUAAUAGUUUCUCAUUGGUUGUCAGUCAGUAUUAAAGGAGUGGUAGCCAAGAUUUUGAAUUUAUUUUCUUAUUAGCAAUGGCACUGCCCCCACUUUAAUUAUCCUGGAGUCUUUAUUGUGUUUGUAUACAUCACUGUGGAAUAUGCACAGAUAUCUCAGAGACAGUGCUAUACUUGAAAAGUUGCUCCUGCUUCCAUGUACUAAAUGUGUUGAAGUUCAAAUAACUUCUAUCAGAUCAUGUGACCUACACCAAGCUGUAUAGUGUUGUAUCUGAAAUAUUUAAACAUCCUGAAAUAACCUCAGGAAGAACCAAGAUAGGAUCAUCUCAAUAACAGAGGAAACAGUUACAAUGCUACUAAAGCUAAUAAUUUGAUUCUAAAGCAUCGGUUGGAACUAAUUUGGUUUUAUAAACAUUUUACUUGUUGGAUCAAUACAGAUUUUAUAAAGACAGUUCUUGUUGCCCAAGAGGGGGCAAUCCAACCAAUUGUUUGUAAUGGAUAUGUGAUUCACUAAUCCAUGCUUGAAGCGGAUAUGUGAUUCACUAAUCCAUGUCAGUCACACUUUUUGUCUGUUGAGGAGUGAUUUUCUGAAGGCUUUUGUCAGAUACGUUUGUCAGCUGUUAUUCUAAUACAAAAACUUGAUACAGAAGGUGCAGUUCACUAAUGUCUAAUUAGAAAUGUAAAUAUCACUUAGUCUCUAAUGAACAAUUUCCCUGCUGUGCUUUUCUCAGCGGCAGUAAACACCUCAGUCUAGGACCUUUUAUCAUUCUUUCCCAUUCACUUUUCACAAGUAGGUCUUCGACAUAGAUUUCUGGAAACAUGAAGCCAGCAGAUUGCAUAAACAUGCACUCCUGUUUGAAUCAGGUAGGGAGUUUUAGAAGGAAUCCUAUCAUGCAGGCAGGCAUGCUGAGUCUCAUUCAUAUGGAGUGAGAAGCUUUUGGCCUUGGUCACGAUGCAUUUUAUUAGAUUUUUCUUUCUUUUAAAUCUCACUCAUUUGAAUGAUCUGACCUUGAGCUGACUUGUAUAGAUGAGGAUUGGACUGAAAUAAUGAACUGAAACAUAUUACUAAAACUCUCCUUUGAAAGCUUUAUUGGGUGGAGGUAGAACUGAGAUUGUUGUGCCUGGUGUUGUCAUGGUUGCCAGUGCUGUAUCCGUAGCUACGAGGGAGGCCCCCAGACAGGCAGCAAUAACUCUAGAGCCUAAUUAGGCACAGCAUUUAUUUACAUAUCUUACACAACUGUGUCAUAUUCAGUGAUUUGUUUUUAGUGCUUUUUACUGUAAAUGAGCUCAAUAUUUUGACUAGUAUGUUCUCUAAUAAUAGAAUACUCUUCUUUGCUAUCGCACAAUUAAGGCAGGGGAUCACAGGCAGUGUAGUCUAGUGGCUAAAGCAAAGGCCUAGCUCAGCAGCUGAUACACUUUGUCACACCUAGAUAUUGAGGUAGUGUGAGGUAAUAAUCAUUAGGCAUCACUGCAAGGAGCUCCUGGAAAGAAAAGCCCCAACAAAGAGCCAGACAGACAUCCUCAUAUGAAACAACCCAGCCAACCACUAGAUUGAGUUCAUUACACAAUGCAGAUGCACUACAGUGACAAGGCAAUGGGGUCUGUGUGUUGGGCCAAGUGCAGAUGCAAUGGUAUAAGCCAUUGGUUGAAUGGAAGCACAACGGUAGCAUUUUCAUAUCGAUGUUUGUUUUUAAAUGGCAGUUGAGAGGGGGGUUUCUGUGAGGUGUCGGGGAUGAGGCAACCUGAACUCUGAUCCUCUUCCCUGUGUUCUAGCUCUGCCCUCAGCUCAGAGUAGUGUGCUGACAAGAUGACUGGGCAGAUGAACAUCGAGAGCAAUGACCUUUCCAACCACAGGCUGUCCGUCAAGACUACCACAGAUGAGGAGCUGGAGCGUAUGGACAACACCCUCAGCAGGGCCCAGUCCAUGUGUGAUGACACCUCCUCAGAGCUGCAGAGGGUGGCCUCACUGGACCCCAAUGGGCUGCACUCCCAGAACUCCUUCCAAGGGAGGGGGGCGCUCUCAAGGCUGGUGCGGAUGGUGGUGACGUUGAGGGAGUGGGCUCACAAAAGCCUGCAGGAGGAGGAGCAGCGGCCAGACUCCUUCCUUGAGCGCUUUCGAGGGCCGGAGCUGCGGGCCAUUCCCAGCCGGGUCAGCAACUCCCAACAGGACCAAGAGAAGAGCGACAGCAAGGGAAAAGACAAAAAAAAGAAGGAAGUGUUUGUGCUGGACCCUGCUGAGAAUCUUUACAACCACUGGCUCUUAAUAAUCGCCAUUCCUGUGCUCUAUAACUGGUGCAUGCUGAUAGUUCGGGCCUGUUUUGAUGAUCUGCAAACUGAAAACUACAUUCUUUGGCUGGUUCUGGAUUAUGUUUCGGAUGCCCUCUACAUUAUGGACACUUUUGUUCGGCUCCGCACAGGUUUCCUCGAGCAGGGGCUGAUGGUAAAGGACCUGGCCAAGCUUAGGGACAGCUACAUCCACACCCUGCAGUUCAAGCUGGACGUGAUCUCCAUCUUGCCAACAGACCUGGCUUACAUCGCCACGGGCAUCCACACCCCUGCGAUUCGCUUCAACCGCCUUCUGCGCUUUCCCAGGAUGUUUGAGUUCUUCGACCGGACAGAGACGCGCACCAACUAUCCCAACAUUUUCCGCAUCUGCAAUCUGGUGCUCUACAUCCUGGUUAUCAUCCACUGGAAUGGCUGCAUCUACUUUGCUAUCUCCAAGGCCUUUGGCAUAGGGUCGGACACCUGGGUCUUUCCCAACUUUACAGACCCCACUUACGGCAGACUGACUCGAGAGUACAUCUACUGUCUGUACUGGUCUACUCUCACACUCACCACUAUUGGAGACAUGCCAGCCCCGGUCAGGGAUGAGCAGUAUUUGUUUGUCGUUUUUGAUUUUCUGGUUGGGGUCUUGAUCUUUGCCACUAUUGUGGGAAAUGUCGGAUCCAUGAUCUCUAACAUGAACGCCACAAGAGCGGAAUUCCAGGCCAAGAUCGACUCUAUCAAACACUACAUGCAGUUCCGCAAAGUGAGCAGAGAGAUGGAGGCCAGGGUCAUCAGGUGGUUCGACUACCUCUGGACCAACAAAAAGACUGUGGACGAAAGGGAGGUCCUCAAAAGCCUGCCAGACAAGCUCAGGGCUGAAAUAGCCAUCAAUGUCCACCUGGACACCUUAAAAAAGGUUCGUAUCUUCCAAGACUGUGAGGCCGGGCUUUUGGUGGAGCUGGUUUUGAAACUGAGGCCUCAGGUUUUCAGUCCUGGGGAUUACAUCUGCCGGAAAGGGGACAUUGGAAAAGAGAUGUACAUUAUUAAGGAGGGGAAAUUGGCCGUGGUAGCUGAUGAUGGGGUCACCCAGUACGCCCUCUUGACAGCCGGAAGCUGCUUUGGGGAGAUCAGCAUCCUCAACAUUGAGGGUAGCAAGAUGGGCAACAGGAGGACAGCCAAUAUCCGGAGCAUCGGCUACUCUGAUCUCUUCUGCCUCUCUAAGGAUGCUCUGAUGGAGGCACUCACUGAGUAUCCAGAUGCUAAGAAGGUGCUGGAGGAGAGGGGCCGGGAGAUCCUGGUAAAAGAAGGACUGCUGGAUGAGUCAGCUGGGAAAGGGGGGGUGGGGGAGGUGGAGGUGGAGGAGAAGAUAGAGAGGCUGGAGUCCUCCUUGGACAACCUGCAAACACGCUUUGCCCGGCUGAUGACGGAGUACAACUCCACCCAGCUUAAGCUGAAGCAGAGGAUCACCUUCCUUGAGAGGAGGGUCAAGUACCUGGGCAGUGGGUACCUCUCUGAUGGGCUGGACAGUACCAAUGACACUGAUGGAACCCGCAGUAAGGGCAUGCAGUGACCCUCCCUCCUGACCAAUUAACUUUAUCAAAUGCUUUUAUUGAUUACUUUCAGUUGUAGGCUGAGACUGUUGGAAGGUCUGCUAUCCUAUGUAACCUGCACAAGACGUAAUCACUACAUAAACAAUGCAAAAAAUACAUGUGAAAUAUUUGGCCAGUAGAAUCUGAAAGUUAUGAACACAUAGGGAAUGGAAGAUGUUCAUAACAAUGACAUGUUUGUAACUCUGAAACUGGUACUAUUUUCAAUGAUUGUAUGUAUGUGUACUGUAUUAAUAUAAGGUCUACAUCUUUAAUAUGAUAAAUAAUAAGUUAAAAACAAAAAAUAAGACAGGAGAGCUGUGUUUAACUUGUUUUUUUUUUAUAAAUCAGAGUUCAUCAUUUGGGAUUUAAAAUACUAAUGUAUCAUAGUUUUUCUCCACUUCAUACUCAACUGUAACUUACAUUAUCGUAAAUUACCUCACCUAAAGGUCACUUGAACCAUAGUGAUCUUAAGACAGAUUUGGCAACUUACGUAACUUACCUUGUUUAAACAUGUAUACUUGAGCCUUACUCUUGUGUUGGAAUUACAGCCUUGUAUCACAUGUAUGAGCAUCUAAGAUCUGAAUAAUGAAUACUGUAUAAAAUGUAGCGAUCAGGACUGCCUUUAACUGCUUUUUUGUUUGUUUGUUUGUUCGCGUUUUAAUUUCUGCAUUUUGCAACCAUUUCUAUACAACUAUAUUAGUUACAAUAGUGUUCAUUUGGUUCGAUAAAGGGCUAGCAACUAAAUUAGACCUCUUGUAGUUUCCAAAAAAUCUCUAUAAGGGAAACUUGUAAAAUAGCAACAUGAACAUUUUAAUAUCAGGGUAGAAUAGUUCAAAAUCUAUCAAAUAUUCACCCCAUAAAUCAGAUCUCAAGGUUACUGUGAAAAAUACUGGCCAGAGGAACAAAUGUUCCCAGGGCGUGUUUGCAAUGUGUAUACCUGCAUCACAGACGUUUUCUAAAUAUUGAGCACUGGAUUAUUCAUUUGAGUGAAGCCUUAUCUGGCAGGGUUAAUCUAUUUUUGCAAAACGCAAAUUGAGUUAUUCUUCAUUAUUCUUGACAACUUUAUUUUGUUGGAAUACAUUUAAAUAAAAAAAUGUGUUCCUAUUGUAAA